This is a messenger RNA of Clonostachys rhizophaga, 330 nucleotides long. The record is from the annotation of a GenBank genome assembly. Lineage: Eukaryota; Fungi; Ascomycota; Sordariomycetes; Hypocreales; Bionectriaceae.
AUGGGGAGCUCUCUCGUUACAUUGGACUCGAGCCAAGAUAAGCACCAGCAGGAACACCCUCGCAGAUCGGAGUCCCAAGGGAGCUGGGACAUGGCCAUUCCGCCUCUGGGCGAGAGGAGAGUGCGCCGCAUGUAUGCACACGAGUGGCACAAACGCUCCCAGUCGGUCGUCCUGCCCGUCACUGCCGGUGCAUCCACAUCCACUCUCACAUCCACAUCCCCUCCAACCCUAUCCCCGUCCAGGACGAUGAGCACAGUGUGGUUGUGGCGUUUCAAGACAGCCACCACCGACCGGCCAACCAUACGAGCCUGCUGCACGCACAAGCCUUGA